AUGAGUUACGAAGAAAUUGAUAGAUCAUCUUAUGGUAAAGAUGUCUUUACUAAUGGUGCUGAAGGUCGUUAUACUAGACCUAAACCUAUAUCAAUAAAUGGUACAUUAUCACAUUCAAUAGAAACAAGUGAAACCAAAAAACGAGUACCAAAAGCAGUUCUACCAACUACAGAUAAUCCAACUGAAGAACUAUAUGAAAAUGGACAUAGUGAUACAAUAGUUAAAACCAAAAAGAAAACACGUAAAGUUCAUGAAAAUGGUGAAAUACAAAAUGGAAAUACUAUUUCUGAAAUCGAUUCAACUAUUGUGAAACCAAAGAAAAAACGAGCACCAAAAAUUGAUUUAAAUAAUGAAAAUAUUGAUCCAAUGCCAACAACAGCAACAACAACAGCAACAGAAGAACCUAUAAAAAAGAAAAAAUCCAAAGUACCAAAACCAAUAUCAAUAGAAGAAGAGUUCCAAUUGAUUGAUACUUCAACUAUGAAUGAAUUAGAAGAACCAUCAAUAGAAAAAAAAAAUCAUUUGAUGAUUUACAAAUGA
Messenger RNA from Rotaria sordida, 540 nucleotides. The record is from the annotation of a GenBank genome assembly. Lineage: Eukaryota; Metazoa; Rotifera; Eurotatoria; Philodinida; Philodinidae.